ACGAGGCGGGCCGGUCCGGGGGCGGCGCGCACGGGACACCCGCGGCGGGGAGCGGGCGGCCUCAGGCUCGGAGCGAGGCGGCGGCGGCCGUGCGCGCCAUGGACUCGGUCCCCGAGGGGUACGAGCUCAACGGUGACCUGCGGCCGGACUCGCCCGGCGCCCGGGAUGCCCCGCCCACGCGCUGGGGCAGGAAUAGGCUCAUCAACGUGAACCACUACGCCAACAAGAAGAGCGCCGCCGAGAGCAUGCUGGACAUCGCCCUGCUGAUGGCCAACGCCUCGCAGCUGAAGGCCGUCAUCGACCAGGGCCCCGGCUUCGGCUUCUACGUGCCCCUGGUGGCCCUCAUCACCAUCUCCCUGGUGCUGCAGAUCAGCGUGGGCGUGCUGCUCAUCUUCCUGGUCAGGUACGACCUCAACAACCCAGCCAAGCACGCCAAACUGGACUUCCUCAACAACCUGGCCACUGGCCUCGUCUUCAUCAUCGUUGUGGUGAACAUCUUCAUCACGGCCUUCGGUGUCCAGAAGCCUGUGGUGGACCUGGCGCCCGGCAGUAGGCUCUGAUGCCCGCCUGUGCCACCACAGCCUCACAGACCCCAGGAGCUGCCUCGGCCGCGGGCCCCGGCCUGGGCGCUGCACCCCUGCGAACGCCAGAGCCAGGACUGGGCUGGAGGACACUCGCCAGUGAGGCCUGCUCCAUCCGUGGCUCCUCCCCCUGAAGCAGGGGCAGCGAGGCCAGAGGCGGAACUGGACCCCCAAGGAGGGCCAUGUGGACAGACACGCAGCAGGCCCGAGGGUGGCGGGAGGGGCCAGGGCCAGCCUUAGUCUUGAGACAUUUCCAGAAGGACAAAGAGAUGCCCCCUCAGCCAACACACCGCUGGGAGCUCGUGGCCCCUGCCCUUCCUGCCCCGGAGCCUGGACCAGCAGCUUCCCCGGGCCCGCCGUAUGCCCACCUCCCCCAGCCCCGCUUCUCUAAGCACAAACGACCAAUAAAAUGAUUGCUCCUCCCGUGUGGCUUCCAGCACAGCUCCCUCCUGGCUCGGCAGCCUGUGCCGGCCUCUCCGCCAGGCAGCCACGGCCUGGUUCACUCCUCACGUGCCUUCUCCAGGCUGGGAGCUUGGCGGCUCCUUGGCGCCUGGCAUCUCCAGGCAGGUUUCCCGGUGGAGACCAGAGUCUCAGGUCUCCAGUGCCCCAGGGUCUUCUUUUCACAGAAUGGGUCGAAGAGCUCCCGUAGCCCAGGCCCAAGGCCGUGGCCCAGGCCACUGCGGUCAUCGUCCGCUCUGUUGGGAGCCUCCCCGGUGCUCCCCAUCUGGCGGGGCCCCGUGAGGGAUGCGCACCCUGUGCCGACUCCACAGCGUCCCUGCAGCCGGCCGUGGCUCGGUGGCCGGAGUGCGGUCCCGAUAGGACGAGCUGCGGCUGGAUUGGGUCAGGGCACCUGCCCGGGUUGCAGAUUCAAUCCCAGUUGGGGCGAGUACGGGAAGCAACUGAUGUGUUUGUUCUCUCUCUUUCUCUCUCUCUCUUUAUCUCUCUCUCCCUCUCUCUGAAAUCAAUAAACAUGUAUCCUCUGGCGAGAAUUCAAAAAAAUAAAAGAUGCUUCAGUUGUAA
Messenger RNA from Myotis myotis, 1601 nucleotides. It is a transcript of the gene NINJ1, whose product is annotated as ninjurin 1. The coding region runs from base 99 to 560 and encodes 153 amino acids. NCBI's taxonomy places the organism in Eukaryota, Metazoa, Chordata, Mammalia, Chiroptera, Vespertilionidae. Gene Ontology annotation, cellular component: membrane. Gene Ontology annotation, biological process: cell adhesion; tissue regeneration. The transcript is spliced from 4 exons. The record is from RefSeq and is a predicted model, not a curated record.